CUGAUGACUCAAGGAACAGCUGAUAUCGUACUAGAAUGUUGUUCAGAGUACUGGAAUGGGCAGGAUAUCUGUCCUAUAACAGAAAAUGACAGGAAGAAGAUAUUAGAUUUUUAUCAUCGUAACACUAUGGGAGCAUAUUGUUCAGCAUUUGCCUACAAACCAAUCUCCCAGAAGAUAGCGUCACAUUUAGAAGAUGUCUAUCUGGAACUUCCAGAGACAAACAUUAAACGGACAUCAUCUUUUAAACCUAGAGCUGCAACUCGUUCAUUCAGCGUGGAUUCUUUGAUGGACACUGAGAGUAUGGAAUCUAUAACGGACCCUAGUGGUUGUUACCAUGCCCAGCAGAACCAGAUAUUUAUUGGAAUGAUAACCUUACAGUAUCAGGCUAGACAGGAUUUCGUUCAGUUAAUAGACAAGUUAGAAUCAGCCUGUAUUAGAUUUGUUCAUUUCUCUAAAGAGAAUGAGUUGAGAAGUCGAGUAUUUUCUGAGAAGAUGGGGCUAGAAGCAGGUUGGAAUUGUCAUAUAUCAUUAUUAUCUAAAACCUAUGAGGAAGAAGAUUGGAACAUGUCUGGAAUUGGAUCUGAAGGACAUCUUGAGAAGCCAUCAUGCCGAACGAGAUGGGAAACCAGCGAAGAUGAAGAGGGGAAUGAAUAUCAGUCUGAUUCGAGAUAUACAUCGAGUUACGUCACAGAAAAUACUGACGACAGUCUGGGAGCAUUGGACAAUCGGGCAAAAUUACCACGAGGAAUUGAGAAUAUUCGACCACAUAUACAGAAUGUAGAUAAUGUACCUCUACUAGUUAAUUUAUUUACUGAUUGUACAGUAGAAACUACUAAAGAAAUGAUCACUAUAAUGCAGGAACAUGGUGAAGUAGUACUAUGUGUUGGUAGUGCUUUAAGUAUUCAUAAUACUCCUUUAUUUCUACAGGCUGAUUGCUGUUUAGCAGUGGAGCCAUUACAUCCUGUAUCGUGUACCCAGCAUCCUAGUAACUACGUAUGGGCAGAUGAUGAACCCACCCCCACUCAGAUAGCUUGUGAUUUAAUUAGUAUACCCUGCCCCCUAGCGUUUAGAUGUAAUGAUAAUUUCAGCUUGAUUCAUCUUAUAGCAGAGGCUCGUCACCAUAUAUUCAGUAUGAGGAACUGUUUUUAUCUGAUGUUAUGUUAUCAUCUAUCUUUAUCAUUAAGUCAAGUUCUCGCUAGUUGUCUUCUCUUGCCACCAAUCUUAUCUUCUCGUCAUUUAUUAUGGUUACUAUUAAUAGUAACACCAUUACUGGGGUUCACCAUGAUGGGGAAUCCUGUAGAUCCUAGAAUAAUGAAUUUAGCAACAAGAAAAAAUAUAGAUCAUAUUAAUUUAAAUGUCGUAUUACAGUUUUUACUGCAGUUUGCGUUAAGGUUUAUACCCUCUAUGGUUGUUAGUUUACUGUGUUUUAUUUUAACUCUGUAUUCUUACUGUGAAAACGUCUUACAUAUUCCCUUCAUAAUAUGCUCUGGAAUCUUCAGUCCAAAAUGUAAUGAUACAGUGAAUAGUUGGUAUGAAAAAUAUUCUGGAGGUCUAGUCCUUGCUCAAAAUAUCAUGUUCUUUCUACAAGUUCUUUAUUUUAUUUGUAUAUCAGCCUCAUUUGUCCAUUGGACUGACCAUAUAUGGAAGAAGCCACCAUUUACCAACAGACUGUGGAUUAUAAUUACUCCUAUUGUGUUGAUAUUACAGAUAAUAUACAGCGUUAGUGAUGUUACUAUACAUAAUAAUCAUGUGACCUAUACACUACCACUAUCAGACGUACAUCCGUCAGUCUGGGCAAUCAGUAUUACCUGGAUACUGGUUAUUCUAGCUAUCAACGAGUUGGUCAAACGACGCGAAGUAAAAUUAGCUGUGCGGUACCAGAAACGAGCAAGAUUAGAUUUUGAUACCAAAUUAGGAAUGAAUUCUCCAUUUUAA
This is a messenger RNA of Lottia gigantea (owl limpet), 1935 nucleotides long. RefSeq lists its product as hypothetical. The annotation marks the transcript as partial. The transcript has 16 exons. The record is from RefSeq and is a predicted model, not a curated record. NCBI's taxonomy places the organism in Eukaryota, Metazoa, Mollusca, Gastropoda, Lottiidae. Gene Ontology annotation, molecular function: nucleotide binding.